Messenger RNA from Neurospora hispaniola, 934 nucleotides. RefSeq lists its product as uncharacterized. The transcript has 3 exons. Lineage: Eukaryota; Fungi; Ascomycota; Sordariomycetes; Sordariales; Sordariaceae. The record is from RefSeq and is a predicted model, not a curated record. Bases 248 to 712 code for a protein of 154 amino acids.
GGCUCCCGCCCGGAACUAGAGCUAUUUUGCAUCAUUCAGGACAUGGUCACACAUGGAGGAUGUAUAGGGGGAGGAGGGAGGAAGGAAAGGAAGUAUAAAGGUCCUGGGGUUUCCAGACGGAGAAGAGCGAUUGAUCUAGCAUCCUCAUCUCAAAGAUCAUUCAAGAUCAAAGAACACCUUCUUCAACAUAGUAAGAUACCAUACUACCGGUCUGCAAAACGACAAACCUCUCUCUCUCACAGCAAAAAUGAAGUUCCUCCUCCUCCUCCCAGCUCUUCUCGGCCUUGCCGUCGCCCACCCAGCAGCUCCCGAGCUUGACCGUCGCGCCGAUCCCCAGAUUGCCCACUUCUAUUUCCAAGCCGCCGCUACCGGCUACAACCUGACUGUUCCCGCCGACGGGAACUGGUAUCCUACUAACAACGGUCUGAACAUCAACAUCAUCACCGCCCUCGACUUCACCGUCAACCAGUGCGAGUUCGCCACGCACCAGCAGGUCGCUUUCAACUACCAGCUGAGCGGUGACUCGUUCCCCAAGGAGCAGUUUGCUGUUGGUCCGCCGCAGCCGAUUGACUCGGUCAGGUGCCACGGUUAUUGUUUGGGGAUUUAUGAGGACUGUGUCAAGAACGGACAGUACGUCGGCACCUGCUGCAACGGCUUCUGCGCGGCCAACAAGUGCCGCCCGUAUGUCUAUCCUCAGGAUAUCUCGGAGUAAGUGAAGCAGAUGGGAGUGAGAUGAAAGGAAAGAUGGAAGGAAGGAUGGAAGGAAGGGUGAAGAAAGGAUAACAGGAUUAUUGGAUGAAUGAUGGGUACUAUUCUACGCACAAUUCUGGGAUGGAAGGAUUUGCGGGUAAUGAUGGAAGGGAACGACGAAUGACUGAACGAAUGGCGACUUUGGGAUGAAAUCUUGUAUUUAGUCUGAACCCUCUUUGUUCCA